This is a messenger RNA of Penicillium malachiteum, 954 nucleotides long. RefSeq lists its product as uncharacterized. Lineage: Eukaryota; Fungi; Ascomycota; Eurotiomycetes; Eurotiales; Aspergillaceae. The record is from RefSeq and is a predicted model, not a curated record. Bases 1 to 954 code for a protein of 317 amino acids. The transcript is spliced from 2 exons.
AUGCCUACUCCACUAGCCAAAGGUAUCUUGGUCACGGUGACCGCUUUGGUCGCAGCCGGUGUGGCUGUUUACCAGUCUCCUCAGUUUCAAGAAUGGAUGAACACCUCUCGACGCAAGAUUGCGGUUGCCUUGCAUAACCUCGGCGAUGAGAUCCAACCACGCGACGCAGCCUCUCCAGCGCAAGAAGACAUUUCAAUGACCGAGGAGGUCGGGGAGGCCGCAGAAGAACGCAGACGAAUUGCACGAGCAGAAAUAAUGCGGCGGGCUGCUCUGUUGGAAUCCCACCGCAAUUCAAAAGACUCCCAGACACCGGGGGACAGUUUCGAUACGUUAGUAGACCAAGAGGGCAAGCUCCGCAUGCAAAAUAAGAAUAUCCGAGAGCAAUCAGAGCAAAACGCAGUGGCUAGCUCGACUGGAGUGGAUAUUCAUUCAACACAGCAGCUUCGACGAGGCAAGCCCAGUGAUAUUGAUGGAAAUCGACUGCAUAUCGAUCUUUCUUCUGAUACCGUAUCUCGCCCAUCGGAGUCUAUUGCGCAAUUCACGCCUACUUCGGAACGUCCACAUGAAGAAAUAUUGUUUGACCCAUUUUCCGAUUCCCCUGUGAGGGCACAGUCACCUAUGUCUGCCUCCUUCGCAGAAUCGAGCCACACAGAAGACAACACCUCAGUCUAUUACACUCACCCUUAUUCAUCAUCUGAUCCCAUCCAGCAGCCAGAGUUGAUAGCCGAUCUCAACGAUUUCAGUCAUGGAGACCAUGUUCAGCAUGAAGUUUCAUCAGCAGCAUCUACGGCGGGAAGUUUCAGCCACGUACACGAAAUCUCUGAUGUAUGGUCUGAUGGAACAUUGAGUGAGAUUGGAGCUCCUUCGGUCGAUGGUAUUGCUACGCCGUCCAGCUGGUCUGAAAUUGGCAGUGUAAUCAGCGACCAUGAUGCUGGUCAUCAUAAUCUCCUAUGA